UCCUGCAGUGUCGCUUGGACAAUGGGGUUGCCAAGGCACUGCUCCAAACAUUGCAGUUCACCCCUUGGAGAGUAAACAGCCCCAUGUUCCAUGGUCAGUAACGAGGCUCCAUGGGAUUCCCUUUUCCCUCUCUGUGGCGGUGCCACUGGCAAAAGGACCCUUUUGUCUCUGGCACUAGUCAGAAAACAGAUGAGUGGGAAUAUGAUGAGGAUGAGGAAAGCUCUGGGGGGAUCAAAGGGAAGAUGCUGCUCUGCUUCUGCACUGGUAUUGUGGUCAUCUGCCUUGUCUGCUGUGCUCAAGUCCUCCAGAAAGUCCAAAGUAAAUGGUUAUGUUCUGACAAAAGGGAGAGCAAUUCAACAGUUCCCAGGAACCCCAUCUGCAGCUAUUACAGCAGGGUCAGCACCUGGCUCUUCCUCAGUAACAUUUUUCAUGGGAUAAGCAAAAGGUGUUUCCAGCAGCUCUCCGGUCCUCCCAGGCAUUCUGGGACACCCACAGCUGGGUGUUCCUGCAGCCAAAGGCAAGAGAGAUGGUUCCCAAAGCUCAGCCAGAAGCCUGCCCGGCACCGUUACUCCUACAGGAGCUCAAACAUCUUGGCACCUUCACGGAAGGUAAACAAGCGGAAGGCUAUUCCCUGUGGAGCAAGAUGUAGACAGAGACCAGGACAAGAGCAAAGGGACUCAGAGAGCUGCUGGAUCAGGGAAGAGCCCUGUGGGCAUUGUAAAAUUGAGAGGAGCCAGCAGUGGCUGUCCCGGCACUUCUUCCAACCUGUGCCAGCUCUUCCUGAGAAGCUUACUUCAUUAGGAGAGGAAUCCUGUCCAAGGAGGAGGGUCUAGCUGCAGAGUGGAGCUCCUCUAAGUUCCUGUUCACCAAAGGCUUUUUCCUGCUCCUAAUAAACAUGCUUUCAUGUGAACCUUGCUGCAACCUUAACUCGCUUGAAGGAGUGGCUGGAUCUGUAUGGAACAUCCCAUCUGGAGGUUG
Messenger RNA from Pezoporus flaviventris, 978 nucleotides. RefSeq lists its product as uncharacterized. NCBI's taxonomy places the organism in Eukaryota, Metazoa, Chordata, Aves, Psittaciformes, Psittacidae. The record is from RefSeq and is a predicted model, not a curated record. Bases 111 to 833 code for a protein of 240 amino acids. The transcript is spliced from 3 exons.